AUGGCCAGUUACAAGCCGACUGAUUCAAAGAGAGACGAAUUCAGGAGGUACUUAGAACGCUCCGGUGUCCUUGAUGGUCUUACUAAAGUACUAAUUGCUCUUUACGAAGAACCUGAGAAACCAGCUAAUGCAAUUGAGUACAUCAGAAAAAAUCUUGGAGGACUGACUGAGAUAACCGAAGAAGUUGGAGCCACCAGUAAUGUUCAAGACUCUGAAUCUUUGGAGAAAAAAUUACAAGAAGCAGAAGCUGAAAACCGUGAGUUGAGAGACAAAUUAGCCAAGCUGGACUUGGCUGAGGAAUAG
Messenger RNA from Cotesia congregata, 303 nucleotides. The record is from the annotation of a GenBank genome assembly. NCBI's taxonomy places the organism in Eukaryota, Metazoa, Arthropoda, Insecta, Hymenoptera, Braconidae.